UUCAUUCGCUAGGUGAAGCAAACAAGGCAAUGUGAGGUUAGGAAGGAUCUUGGUGUGACCACCCUCAUGGAAGUCACGAAAAGAAUAUGAUCGGAUUGUUUUGUCGCUUUACUCGAAUGAAUAGGCGGAAAUGAUGGUAUAAACUCGAUUAGGGUCCAUGUUCUAAUACGUGUAAAAACAUUUAUUGUGUGUCAGCUUUUAUUGGAGAUUACAAUAAUAACAUUCAAAAGAGGACUUCUACAACAAUAAGUUAUGGCUUUAAAUAAUGCAAAUGCGUCAUGGAUACUAGCAGUGAUUGUCGUCGUUUUCAACACCAAAUGUUCCUCAGUCAACCUUUGUCCCAAUACACCUUGUUUGUGCACAAAUACAACUACCGACUGUUCUGACAGGAACUUGGAGUCUUUGCAUCAUCUCGAAAAUCAGCUUCCAAUAACAACUACAAAUUUAAUCCUGUCGGGAAACACUUUUACGAAUAUCAGGACAGCCUUUUUAAAACCCAUCGAGUCACUGAAAAUAGAGAGGUUAAGUCUUAGCAGAUGCCAAGUGAAAUAUAUAUCACCUGAGGCUUUCCUUUCUGUCCCAAAUAUCAGACAGCUUGAUCUCUCUAAAAAUAACAUUUCUUACAAAAAUACUCGUCUGGUUUUAGAGAAGUUGAACAGCUCAUGUAUAGAAGCCCUAAACAUAUCGGACGUCAAACAAGCACCGUCUACACUUCCUGUAAAUGCGUUCGAGAGUUUAGAAAGAAACAGUUCUCUCAAUUCUCUCCAACUCCAAAACUGGAACUUGGUCAAUGUUAGUGGAUUCUCUUUCCAGAAUCUCAACAAUUUACGUACUUUAGAUUUAAGUAAUAACAAGAUACUUGCAAUGAAUAUGGAGGGACUUCACAACGUCUCCCGUUUGAACCUAACGUUAAACGAACUUUCCGGCAUUCCAAAUAUGUGUGAUGCAAAAAACAAAUCGUUAGUUCCAAGACUAAAGAAAAUGUGGCUAGCAAUAAAUCACAUUUCAGACUCGCUUGAAUUCUAUCGCCAAGGUCAUUGUUUACCAGAGUUAAAAUAUCUAAAUUUAUCUUUCAAUGCCAUCAGUAUCAUUAAAAGUAAUGCUUUUUCAACAAUAAGAAGUCUGGAGAAAUUACGAUUAGAAAAUAUGUUAACUUACGAUCUGUUGAUUGAAGAGGAGGCUUUUCGGUCAAUGUCUCUCACUGCAUUGUUCUUUGGCAGUCCAAAACGAGUUACAAAAGAAUUGCUGCGAUAUAAAACUAUUUUCAAAAAUUGUCCAAAUCUUCGAACAUUAGAUAUGUCGAAUUUUGACUUUUCAAAUUUUGACAAGGAAGAUUUUUAUAAAAUGUUACUACCUCUGCAAGAUCUUCGAGAACUUAUGUUACGGCAUUGUUCCUUAAACUUUGCUCCAUUUAUUUCGCAUCUUCCCCAUCUCAAGUCUCUGAAUUUAAAUGGAAAUUUUAUACGUCAUAUUCAUCAGGAUUUGUUUGAAAACAAUUCAGUCAUCAGUGAAAUAAUUCUUCGUAAAAAUCAACUCACCUCUUUGCGAGAGGAAUCAUUUACAGAUGAAAUCUGGAAUAACCCAAAUCUUUCCAUAGACGUCUCGUUUAACCCUUUUGCCUGCGAUUGCGACCUUGAAUGGUUCAUUAAGUGGUCUAAAAGAAAUAGAAAACACGUUCAAAAGUACAAAGAUAACCAAUGCGAUUCACCAAAAGAAUGGAAAAGUAGAUUUAUUGGAGAUAAUUUGCAUUCCCUAGAAAUGAAAUGUCAUGUGUUGAAUCGUACUAUUGUUAUAGGCGCGACGAUUGGGUCAUUUGUGUUUGUUUUCUUGUUUAUUUUCGUACUUAUUAGAAAAUUCCGAUGGGACAUAUUAUAUUAUAUACAUAACUGUACCCAUGGAAGACGAAGGGGAUAUCAGAGACUUGUGGACAGAGGUACUAAAGAAUAUGAUGGUUUUGUUGCAUAUAAUACGCAUGACCGAAAGUGGAUAAUGUCAGAGCUCGUCGACAUUUUGGAGAAAAAAGAAAACUACAAGUUGUGUCUUCACGAAAGAAACUUUCUACCGAUAGGUUCUCAUGUGGAUAAUAUUUUUGACAACAUAGAAUCUAGUUGUAAGCUUAUUUUAGUUCUUUCGAAUAAUUUCAUGGAAGAUCAGUGGUGUCAAUUUGAAACUAUAAUAGCAAACCACCAAUUAGCCGAUGGAAAUAAAGACAACAUUCUUCUCAUUCUUUUGAAUGAUAUAGAUUCCAAACAUUUCACAAUAGCUCUUAAAACAUUGUUAAAAGAAGCUGAAAGUGUCGAAUGGACUACAAAUGCUAACGGGAACAAAUUAUUUUGGAAGAGACUGGUAUUAUUCAUGCGUAAAUGAAUAGGUUUUGACGAAUGUUGUAUACCAAAUACUUUUACUUUUCAGAAGAAUUUUUAGAAUGUAGGUUUUGUUUUUUGUUUGUUGCUGAUUUUUGAACUCUUGGUACACGUGACCAAAAAUGAUUUAAGAGAUCAUGAACUUUUCUUUAUCAGAUAGGUUCCGAGCAAAUUACUAUAGAUCGUCAGUCGAAUAAGGUUGAUCUUAGCAGCUUUAUUGCCAAUGAUGCCCAUUUGUUUAGUUUCUUGAUUGUUGGGUCAAAUUAGAACUUUGGAAAUCACAAAUCUUAUUUUUAAGAUAAUGAAUGUCCCCUCUAUGUAUUAAAACUAUUCAAAAAAUGUCAUCUCUUUUCGCAUCCAGUAAUGUCACACAAUACCCGUAUUUUAUCAAUCAUUUUAUCAUCAUAUCAAUUUUAACAUUUAUGUACAUUCUAUUCUUAUAAAAUGAACAGAUUUUAAUUUGAUUGAUAUAUUUAUCGGGCGUCAAUUGAUGCCAACAUUAACAUAUUUUGGUUUAUCUUUUGUAUAACUGUUAGUUUUGAGCAUGAGAAAUAUUGGUAGAAUUAAAAUUCAGCAAAAUUCCCUAAAUGUUUCAAUCUUAGAAAAAAGAAAAUUCUCUGUGGUAUAUAACAUAUAUGUCAAACCAUUUACAUUGUAUGUACAUUUCCGUGUCGAUAAGAAGAUUUCUGCCAUGGACACAAGACACAAUUACAAGGAAAUAGUUUUUUAAGU
Molecule: messenger RNA, 3095 nt
Organism: Magallana angulata
Lineage: Eukaryota; Metazoa; Mollusca; Bivalvia; Ostreida; Ostreidae
Product: toll-like receptor 6
Exons: 2
Coding region: 253-2367 (704 amino acids)
Biological process (GO): toll-like receptor signaling pathway; immune response
Cellular component (GO): membrane
Molecular function (GO): transmembrane signaling receptor activity; protein binding
Source: RefSeq, a predicted model, not a curated record